Messenger RNA from Engraulis encrasicolus (European anchovy), 1888 nucleotides. RefSeq names its product tripartite motif-containing protein 16-like. Gene Ontology annotation, molecular function: protein binding; zinc ion binding. The coding region runs from base 37 to 1857 and encodes 606 amino acids. The transcript has 7 exons. The record is from RefSeq and is a predicted model, not a curated record. NCBI's taxonomy places the organism in Eukaryota, Metazoa, Chordata, Actinopteri, Clupeiformes, Engraulidae.
UGUGUGCAUUUGGUCAGGUCUCUGUGUUCUAUCAGCAUGGCAGAAGCUAAUGUUUUGGUGUCUCAGGAUCGGUUCAGCUGCCCAAUAUGCCUGGAUCUUCUGAAGAAUCCUGUGGCCAUUCCAUGUGGACACAGUUUCUGCAUGGAUUGUAUCACAGGCUGCUGGGAUGAAGAAGAUUUGAAAGGAGUCUACAGCUGCCCACAGUGCAGGCAGACCUUUACUCCGAGACCAGUUCUGUUCAAAAAUACCAUGCUGGCUGAUAUGGUAGAGAUGUUACAGAAAUCAGGAAUCCAGUCGGAUUCUCCAACUCUGGUCUAUGCUGAACCUGGAGAUGUGGAGUGUGGCGUCUGCACUGGGAGAAAGCAGAAAGCUGUCAAGUCCUGUCUGGUGUGCCUGUCCUCUUAUUGUGAAACUCACUUCAAGGCUCACAACGACCUGUUCCCUGGCAGGAGACACCAUGUGAUCAAAGCUGAUGGUAAAAUAGAGGAUAUGAUCUGCUCUCUGCAUGACAAAUUGUUGGAGGUCUUCUGUCGCACUGACCAGAAGUGUAUUUGCAUGUUGUGUGUCAUGGAUGAACACAGUGGGCAUAAAACAGUUUCGGUUGCAGCAGAGAGAGCUGAGAAACAGAAAGAGUUGGACCAAAGCCAAGUGAAAUGUCAGCAGACAAUCCGAGAGAAAGAAAAGCACCUGCAGGGGCUGAAGGAGGCGGUGAGGGGGAUGCAGCAAUCUGCUCAGGCUGCAGUGGAGGACACUGAGGGGAUCUUUGCUGAAAUGAUUCGCUCCAUUAAGAGAAGAUGCUCUGAGGUGACAAAGCUGAUUAGAGAUCAAGAGAGGGCUGAUGCGACGCAAGCUGAAGAACUCAUGGAGACACUGGAGCAGGAGAUUGCUGAGCUGAAGAGGAAAGAUGCUGAACUGGAGAGGCUCUCAAAAACACAAGAUCACACCAGCUUUCUGCAGAGUUUUCGGUCUCUGUGUUCAUUAACCGACCAGGAAAACUCAUCAUCUGACAUCAGUGUCUGUUCAGUGUCAUUUGAGAAAGUGACCCAGAGUGUUUCUCAGCUGAAAGACAAACUGGAAGACUUCCUUAAACAAGGGGCAUGCAGUAUGGCAGAGACUGCUCAAGGGAUCAGCCUGCUUCUUCCCCAGGAGCCCUUGACCAGGAUGGAUUUCUUAAAAUAUUCCUGUGACCUACAUCUAGACCCACUCACUGUGCAGGGAUUUCUUUAUUUAUCUAAGGGAAAUAAGGAAGUCAUCUGCAAGACAGCUAGCCAGCAACUUCCCAAUAAUCCAGAGAGGUUUGACUACUGGAACCAGGUGCUGUGUAAAGAGAGUGUGCCUGGAAGAUGCUAUUGGGAGGUGGAGUGGAAUGGACCUAAGGAGAAUCAGAGAGAUGUUUCUGUAGCAGUUUCAUAUAAAAAUGUAACCAGGAAAGGAAGUAACAAAGAAGCUCAGUUUGGGUACAACGAGCACUCCUGGAGUUUGAGCUGUUCACACUCCUCCUGCUCUUUAAUGCACAAUGGAGUGGAAACCAAAUUCAAUGUCGCACCAAGCACCAGAAUAGGAGUGUAUGUGGAUCACAAAGGUGGAAUUCUGUCUUUCUACAGUAUCCAUGGUGACACGAUGACUCUCCUGCACAAAAUUACGACAACAUUCACUCAACCAGUGGUUGCAGGGGUGGGGGUGGCUGGUGACCUGUCUUGCCACUCAGGAAGCAGGCUGUGCAGUCUUUACAUAGGGCCUCAAUUUCCUCGUUUAUCCCAGGCCACCAGACCAGGCCUCUGCAGCGCUGCUUCAACUUCACAAUGCCCAGGUGGCCCUCAUGAGCCAUGGCUAGAACACGUGCCUGCAGGGCACUAGGGAUGACUGUGCUGAGGCCACGUGCUACACA